This is a messenger RNA of Chondrus crispus (carragheen), 1901 nucleotides long. RefSeq lists its product as hypothetical. Lineage: Eukaryota; Rhodophyta; Florideophyceae; Gigartinales; Gigartinaceae. Bases 1 to 1647 code for a protein of 548 amino acids. The record is from RefSeq and is a predicted model, not a curated record. Gene Ontology annotation, molecular function: protein binding; cysteine-type deubiquitinase activity; proteasome binding. The transcript has 2 exons. Gene Ontology annotation, biological process: regulation of proteasomal protein catabolic process; proteasome-mediated ubiquitin-dependent protein catabolic process; protein deubiquitination.
AUGUGUAAUUAUAUGGGGACCAUACUAUUUCAUGACGUCCCAGCUCAUUUCUCCUUCCAGCGCGGCGCAUUGUCACAGCAUCAUUCUUUUCCCCCGCCAUCGAUCGCGAAGCUUCCUCCCGUCACCCCCCAUCGCCCAUCGACCAAUCUUCCCCCUCCUAACCCUCCCCCGCCCACCGGCACGCCCCUCCGCACCAUGAGCAGCGCCGAAGACGGUGUGUACACCGUCAAGGUCAAGUGGACCAAGCAGGUCUUCGACCCGGUGACCAUCGACACCACGGAGCCGCCCGAGCUCUUCAAGUCGCAACUCUGGACGCUAACCGGCGUCCCUCCCGCGCGCCAAACCAUCCUCGGUCUCAAGGGCGGCAAGCUGCGCGACGACUCCGACUGGGCGAAAGCCGGUCUGAAGAACGGCAUGACGCUCAUGCUCAUGGGCACCCCAGACGCGUCGCUGCCGCCGCCGCCCACGAAGGCCGAGCUGAACAACGUGCGCGACGAUCUCGACGCGGACGCCAUGGCGCUGGAGCCUCCCCCGCCCGUCGGGCCACCGGGCCUGGCCAAUCUGGGCAACACAUGCUACAUGAACUCCACCGUGCAGUGCCUCACGGCCGUCACCCCGCUCGUCGCCGCGCUGCGCAGGUUCCGCGCGCCCGCCACGGAGUCGGACCCCAGCGGGAAGCUUUCGGCUAGCUUGAGGGAUGUCGUCGCUUCUCUGCAGGCCCGCGCGACGCAGGCGGUAAACCCGUACGUCUUCUUGUCGUCGCUUCGUCAGGUCGACCCACAGUUUGCGGAAACAGGACAGGAUGGACGGUACGUGCAGCAGGACGCAGAGGAGUGUUGGAGUACCAUUCUCACCAGGCUUGCUGCUAAGUUGUUGGUCGAGCCCGGCCGCCCGGAGAUUGGUAACGUUGUCGAUCGCAUGUUUGCCAUUCAGACGAAGGCCACGGAUACGUGCGGGGAGGGGGAGGAUGCUGAAGUUGUAGAGCGCAACGAUACUGUCAGGAUUCUCAAAUGUCAUAUUUCGAGCACGGUCAACCAUCUCGUUCAGGGCGUCAAGGAAGGAUUGGAGGAGACCAUUGAGAAGCACUCGGCCAGGCUGGAUAAGACGGCGGAGUGGAAGAGGACUACUAGAUUUGAUAACAUUCCCCCGUUUCUGAUUGUGCAGUUUGUUAGGUUCUUUUGGAAGUCUGCCGAGAAUGUCAAGGCCAAGAUUCUAAGAAACGUUUCUUUUCCGACGCAGCUGGACGUGUUUGACUUUUGUACGGAUGAGCUAAAGGAGAAGUUGACCGUAAAGAGAAAUGAGGCUAUGGCGGCCGCGAAGGAGGCUAUCGCGAAGAAGGAACAAGACGCUGGAGCGAAUUCAUCUUCUGACGCCGGAGCAGCGAGCAGUGCAGCUGCGGAAGAUGAGGACAUCAAGGCAGAAAUUGGAAACUACGAACUGAGCGCAGUUUUGACACAUCGCGGGCGGGCAGCCGAUGCUGGUCACUAUGUCGCCUGGGUCAAGGAGGAUGGCCCGAGCGGUAUGUGGUACAAGUUUGAUGAUGACAUUGUCACAAAGCAUACCGAGGAAGAAGUGAAAAAACUGUCAGGGGGUGGCGAUUGGCACAUGGCCUACAUUUGCCUGUAUCGGGCAAAGAACACUUUCUAACCCUCGUUGGAGUUGGAGGGCUGCAAACAGAUAAGCUUACCAGAAGCCGUCUGGCAUUGCUUCAGUCUGCAGUUGCCCAAAUCAACUGCGUAUCUUUUUGGCUAUUAACUCAUUGACGCGGCGCAAUUGACUAGCUGGGGAUCUGUAUGGCGGUACGCGUCUAAGGUUGUAGGUUGCCGUUGUAAAGUUAAGAGAACUCAGUAUGUAAAUGAUAUACAAAGGGGCACACGGGUGUGUCGGAAACCCUUGGUUGU